AUGGAUAAUCAAGAUGAAGAAGUCCAUCAACCUCAAGAAGUUUACAAUCAAAAGAAUAGUGAAGAAUAUAAAGAAAUUGAAAGUCAAUGGAUAGUUAUACAAAAUGAAUUGAAAACAAAACAUAUUACACAUGAUCAAAUAGAUUGGGUCAUACCAAACAAUAAUAACAAUAGUAAUAGUACUAGUACUAGUACUACUACAAGUACGACAUUAAAAUAUGUUGGAGGAGUUGAUAUAAGUUUUGUAAAAGAUAAUGAUGAAGAUGCAUGUGCAUCAUUGAUUAUAUUAGAGUAUCCAUCACUUAAAGUGGUACAUAAAGAGAUGGAGUUUGUAAAGUUGGAUCUACCUUAUAUACCUGGAUUUCUCGCAUUUAGAGAGUGUCCUUCACUCACUAGGUUGAUCGAUCGUGUCAAGACACAACACCCACGAUUCUAUCCACAAGUACUGUUGGUCGACGGUAAUGGAUUCUUGCAUCCACGUGCAUUUGGUUUGGCGUGUCAUUUGGGUGUGCUCUGCGACCUGCCAACUAUUGGUAUUGGAAAGACAUUCUUUCACGUCGAUGGUCUAGACACUAAGGCUGUCAAAACUGCCUUUUCUCAACAGUGUAAACAAGCAGGCGACCAUUACGACCUUACCGGUGACAGUGGUACUGUGUGGGGAUCAGCAGUACUCAGUCACAUCAACUCUAAAAACCCAAUCUUUGUAUCAGUAGGUCACCGUCUCUCUCUUGCCUCAUCACUUCAAGUUGUUCAAGCUUGUACUACAUCCAACCGUAUCCCUGAACCUGUAAGACAAGCUGAUCUAUUAUCUCGUGAUUUCAUUAGAAAGAAUUAUAAACCUUCACCUAUUCCUUCGCCUACUACAACUACGACCGCGACCACUACAAGCACGACAACAACUAACGAAUAA
Messenger RNA from Cavenderia fasciculata, 909 nucleotides. Its product is annotated as endonuclease V. NCBI's taxonomy places the organism in Eukaryota, Evosea, Eumycetozoa, Acytosteliales, Cavenderiaceae. Gene Ontology annotation, molecular function: single-stranded RNA binding; RNA endonuclease activity producing 5'-phosphomonoesters, hydrolytic mechanism. The coding region runs from base 1 to 909 and encodes 302 amino acids. The record is from RefSeq and is a predicted model, not a curated record. Gene Ontology annotation, cellular component: nucleolus; cytoplasm. The transcript has 2 exons. Gene Ontology annotation, biological process: DNA repair.